AUGUCUGGCGCAUUCACCAUGCCCCACGCCCUGACCGGCGGGGCGGGCUACAAGGCCAACGCGACGUACGACGAGUUCCUCCGCCGACACAGCGGCUUCUACCGCCGUCACAGCGCGGCCUCGAACGCCAUGGAGGGCGACCGCCGGGCGUCCCAGGCCUCGCUCGACGCCAACGCCUCGGCCGCGGCGCAGGCCGUGCAAAACGUCGCCGCCGACAACAGCCUGAACAACCGCCGCGGGUCCGUCACCGCCGCCGGGGGUGGCGCGGCCACGGCCAACGCGAGGAAGGGCAGCGUCGCCGUCGCCAGCGACGUCACGAGGAAAGACAGCAUCUUUGGCCUCGAGCCCACGGGCGGGCCGAGGAUGUCGGAAGAACGGCGCCCUUCGACGUCCCUGGCCAGCGACCUGCUCCACAAGAUCAAGGGGGACCGCAAGACUAGUCAUUGACGGAUCUGAUCGGCCGUUUACGGAGUAAACGGACAAACAACGUGGGAAAUGUCUUCCCGAGGAACGAUGAGAGGGUAGUACUUGGUGUGUCUGUGGUGUUUUCUUUUGUUGGAGAAAUGGUCGUUCCAGUACCGUCAUUUACCUGUACCAAAGCACUCCGUAUGGGUGGGUGUUUGAGUGGUUGUUGCCUCAAUAGCCAGCCGUACCCCUCCGUAUGAUACUGAGAGGUAACUGAUCUGUACCCUGGUAAUACAUUUUGAAUUCGAUCCGUCUCUCUCUCUCUCUCUCU
Exophiala oligosperma is the source of this 736-nucleotide messenger RNA. RefSeq lists its product as uncharacterized. The record is from RefSeq and is a predicted model, not a curated record. Bases 1 to 447 code for a protein of 148 amino acids. The transcript has a single exon. NCBI's taxonomy places the organism in Eukaryota, Fungi, Ascomycota, Eurotiomycetes, Chaetothyriales, Herpotrichiellaceae.